Phytophthora infestans T30-4 is the source of this 1413-nucleotide messenger RNA. RefSeq lists its product as uncharacterized. The record is from RefSeq and is a predicted model, not a curated record. The transcript is spliced from 9 exons. The coding region runs from base 1 to 1413 and encodes 470 amino acids. NCBI's taxonomy places the organism in Eukaryota, Oomycota, Peronosporomycetes, Peronosporales, Peronosporaceae.
AUGGAAGCGAUUGCACACCGUCAUGCUUGUCCUGUUUGCCGACUCCAAGUAAGCCCCCAAAACGUUGUGCGACUAUACUUGUCCCUUGCUGAGCAAGUUGCUCGUCAUGACAACUCGGAAUGCAACGUUACCCACCGCAUCGAGCCAACGAAUGCAUCGCGUCUUCCUGAGCGUUUGCGAGAGAUGAAAGGCGAGCUGGACCGUGCACACCGAAUCCAACGCAUGACUUCAAAACAUUCAUUCCGGCUGGAGAACGCUGUGGUGCGUUUGAAGCAAAAGCUCGAGCAGACCACGCGUCGGAUGCAACACAUCCAGCGCGAAUUGGAAGGUGCAAAAGCUCAGCUGCAGAUUGAUCCUGUUGCUAAGCAAGUGAUGAACAGAGUUGAGUUGCGUAGCUAUCAAUACUCCGGCGGCUGGAAGGCCGACAAUAUCGAAGGAGCACUGCUCCGAGCAGGUGGUGACCGGGUCACUGACCUCAGCCCGAAGAUGAAGAGCCUGGAAGCAUACGGAGCGCUAUGCUGUAUAAAUCCUUCCACUCGCUCACUCGCAUCCGAGUAUCCUCCACUGUUCGUGUCCCUCCCAACCGCCCUGGUCCCUAUCUCAGCUCCGCUGUGGAUGCUACUCUUUGCCCCACCCAAUCCCUCGUCCUCCUGCAUGAAGAAAUCGGACAAUCCCGACGUCGUCGACAUGAGCACAGCGUGGCUUGAGCAUGCGGCAGACCAGCCGCGUCCAGAUGCACAGCCCGUAGCUCUACCGGCACUGCAACUCGCCGCCAACCGGCACCGACUAGCAGCCAUCAUGAAUGCAGAAGACGUCGCCACGGCUGCUGCUGCAGCAGCUAUUGUUGGUCGUGCGACAGCUGUGGGUGCUAGGAAGAGCUCACUCGCGUUCAUUCUUGGGGGCAACACGGACGAGGACCGAACCUCUUCGACUGGCCCAAGCUUUGGUGUCUCCACAACGGAGAACCGAGCAGCCAAUGUGCCGACGCCAACGGCUGCACCGAAAGCUUCAGUGAAGAAGUCUCGUAUCUGCAAGUUUGAGAAUUGUACUCGCUACGUGGUAAACCGUGGACUUUGCAUUGGUCACGGCGGCGGAAAGCGAUGCGCAGUUGUGGGGUGCACGAGCAGUGCUAAAAAUUUGGGAGUGUGCUGGAAACACGGUCGCAAAUGUAGCGAGGAAAACUGCACUAAGACGGCAGUUUCCCACGGUCUCUGCUGGGCUCACGGAGGAGGCAAGCGAUGCGUCGUGGAAGGAUGCCGUAAGCCUGCAUACGAGCGCAACGGCAACAUGCGGCACUCUGAUGAAGAGUCUGCCCGAGCAGCGAAAUGGGAGACACCAUCGACUAAAGUCGAGCUCAACACUGCGUACGUCACGUACUACGUGAUGGUUUAUUUGGAAGAAGUUCGAACAUGA